AUGGGACAUUUCUGUCUCAAGCUCAUCCAAUCACUGAACGUGACGCCCGUCGUCGUUCGGCGCGUACUUCAAACUCAUCCCACGCCUGUAGCCGCCGACUUCGAUAUCACACUCGACCCUGGCGCCUCUGGAGCAGAGACCCUCCUUUCAAACACCUUCCCACCCUCUUCUGAGGAGUCGGUGUGGAUUCCAUAA
Messenger RNA from Penicillium bovifimosum, 195 nucleotides. RefSeq lists its product as uncharacterized. The record is from RefSeq and is a predicted model, not a curated record. Lineage: Eukaryota; Fungi; Ascomycota; Eurotiomycetes; Eurotiales; Aspergillaceae. The transcript has a single exon. Bases 1 to 195 code for a protein of 64 amino acids.